CUUCCGGUGAGUGUUGCGUUACGACACCAGGGACGCAACUGACUGUACUUGCAAGGUGGUCUCCUGCCACAGCUUCUGAUGCUGCCUACUGUCUUCCGCUGUGUUCGACCCAUCUCCACCAGUCUUGCCUUAAGCCGGCCUCUGGCCCACUUCAGACCGCACAUGGACCCAGACCCGAGCCGGCCCGUUGAGAGGUCUAUCAGAACCAAACUGACCGACAAACUCAAGCCGGAUUACUUGGAGGUCCACAAUGAAAGCCACAUGCACGCUGUGCCCCCUGGCUCCGAAUCCCAUUUCCGUGUCCUGGUUGUCAGCUCCGAGUUUGACGGACUGCCUUUGAUAAAGCGCCACCGUCUGGUUAAUGAGGCUUUGAAGGAGGAGUUGAGUACCUGUGUUCAUGCACUGGCUAUCCAGGCAAAGACUCCUGAGCAGUGGGGAAGUAACCCCUCCCUGGCUAAGAGUCCGCCUUGCAUGGGGGGUUCGAGGGGAGAUCACACGAUGCAGGAGAAACUGAAGGCCGGGCGGGAGUGAAGGGUUGGACUAUGAAGCUGUUGGACUGAGCUGUGAAGAAGGCAGGUGAAUGCUGUAGGAGAGGUAUAAAGAUCAGUGUCAUUAAUGUAAUGGCAGUCAGGAUUCUGUUGAGGAUUUCAUUACAAAAAUGGCUUUCUAUGGUUAUUCUAUCAUAAUAAAAUGUGAAUUGUUAACAUUAAAUCAUCAGUGUGUUUUAGAGGGAUAUUUGCGCAAUCAAACAACCAUUUUAAUAGUCUGUUUCAUUACAGGUUGUCAGAGGUAUUUUUCACUGUAAUUCCAUAGACUAAUGUGAGGAUUUCCAUAGCAAGGCUUCUGCUCAUAGUUCAUAGUCUCAGUGAUUCCACAUUGGUGAAGUAAAUAGUAAUUUUAUUGUCAGAAAAGCCCCCAUUGCCUGAACAUUAAUGAAGGACCAGAGAUCAAGGCGGGACGGGGAUGGCUGUAUUUAGUGGAUGAAAAAUUGGGACAUUAGUUGCUUCAUUCCUGUAUCCGUGUCUUCAGGUGACCAUUACCAAGUCAGUAAACAUGGUAUGCCUUCGACAGGCCUGCCACCCUGUCGGUCAAAUGUGUUAAAGUUGCUGCAUGUAAGUCUGGAGAAAGAUAUUUGAUUGUUGAGUGUCAUUCCCAGAUCACAAAACGCCAGUGCUUUGGGUUGGUGGGUCGGAAGAGACUCGGCAAGUAACUGUCUUUUUAUCCAGAAUUGCAUAGUUAACCUGUAAAUGUAAUUGUCAUCCUUCUGUAAGGCCCAAAUAAUCAUUUAAUCUGUAUUUGUUUUCGAUCAUAUUGAUGCACAACAAUCAGAUUCACAACCAGAACAACUCCAGUACACAUUCCAUGACUGAACAGAGCAGAGAGAAGAAAAUCUUGAUUUGCCCCCCUUUCUCAGAACUUAAUUAAACAAAAGAAAAAGAUAGAUGGUCAGUCACAGUUACUAAACAACAAACACUUACACUAACCUCAGGAAAAAAAGAAUAAGAAGCCAUACACAACAAUUCACCUUCAACUGAGGGACAGAUUCUACCUGACAACUUCACAUAGUCCAAUUAGUCUUUCCUUAUUAAUUUCCAUAAACUGAAAUACAUUUAUACAACCCUUUAAAUAAUUCUGUAGAGAAUCCAUAGUUUGACGUCAACCAUGGAAGUAUACACAUCUGCCAGUCUGUGCACACUGGUGCUUAAAUAUUCUUCUGUGAUCCUUAUCCUCCAGAAAUAAAAACUUAAUAGUGUCUGUAACUCAAAUAAAUCUUGAAGUAUCAGUCAACAUCA
This is a messenger RNA of Epinephelus fuscoguttatus (brown-marbled grouper), 1793 nucleotides long. It is a transcript of the gene bola1, whose product is annotated as bolA family member 1. The coding region runs from base 79 to 531 and encodes 150 amino acids. Lineage: Eukaryota; Metazoa; Chordata; Actinopteri; Perciformes; Serranidae. The transcript is spliced from 2 exons. The record is from RefSeq and is a predicted model, not a curated record. Gene Ontology annotation, cellular component: mitochondrion.